Messenger RNA from Ilyonectria robusta, 1023 nucleotides. RefSeq lists its product as uncharacterized. The transcript is spliced from 4 exons. Lineage: Eukaryota; Fungi; Ascomycota; Sordariomycetes; Hypocreales; Nectriaceae. The record is from RefSeq and is a predicted model, not a curated record. Bases 1 to 1023 code for a protein of 340 amino acids.
AUGUAUUCUUUAGUCCCUAUUCCCGCUCGUAUUAUCAACACACAGGAGAAACCUUCUGGGCCGCUCAUCUCUAAUGGCUGUUGUCGGUUCAUUGUCUCCAUUCUUCGGACGUACCCACGCAUGAUGACACGUCCGGGCAAUCUACCGCCCUUUGUGCACCCGAUCGGCUGUGGGCUUCACUUCGAUCAAGAGGAAUCACGGCGGGUUAAUUUUGAUAUGUCUGAUUCCACGGAAUUUGUGCCACUGAAACCAUUGGCAGCCUGCCAUAGCAUAGCUCAGAUGUUCGUCUCGCGGAACUCAAACUCAGAGGAGUUUAUAUGGAGAACUAUAGAGAGCGAGCACCGUCGGAUUAUGAACGAAGUAAGUAUUCCCGUUCCAGAACAUUCCCAUGAGCUGGCUCGUAUCCUUCUACCAUGCCGUUCUCGUUGGACACAAAUGCAUGAAUUCUCACGAGGCGAGAUAGUGGCAGCAAUACAAGCCAUGAUGAUUUAUACUAUAAUGCGCCUGGUCGACUCGGGCCGCGAAUAUUUUGUGUCUAAUCGAGACAUGUUUAAUGACAUGAAGAAACUCACAGAACGAUUUUCUCAACUCUUUCCGGGGCCUUUGAGUCCCACCCACGAGCGAAAAUCGCGACCUAGCUGGGAGGAAUGGAUCUUCGAAGAGACGCGCCGAAGGCUCUAUAUCGUGUGUUUCCUCAUAGCCCUUGUCGUGGGCACCGAAGGCUCGAAUGACAUCGAAACCCCGUUUUACCUUCCUUUGCCAGGCACCAAAACACUGUGGGAGGCGAGAAGCCAAUGGGUCUGGGAAAAGGAAUAUGGUGCGUCAUGGAAAGAUUUUAAGCCCGGAGAAUCUCGACUGGGCACGGUAGGUGAUCUCGCGAUCGCACGUCUGCAACAAAGGGGCGGAGCUAAUGCGACGGUGCGAGGGAAUCUCAAGGGUGCGCUUGAUGAGAUCCUCGACAAUUGGCAUGCGGACCUUGACGGACUAGGUAUGAUGCUUGCCGCAGUCGUAGCGGAUGUGUGA